Messenger RNA from Ostreococcus tauri, 1308 nucleotides. Its product is annotated as Reduced growth phenotype protein 1. Gene Ontology annotation, cellular component: Golgi membrane; Ric1-Rgp1 guanyl-nucleotide exchange factor complex. The transcript has a single exon. Lineage: Eukaryota; Viridiplantae; Chlorophyta; Mamiellophyceae; Mamiellales; Bathycoccaceae. Bases 1 to 1308 code for a protein of 435 amino acids. Gene Ontology annotation, biological process: retrograde transport, endosome to Golgi. The record is from RefSeq and is a predicted model, not a curated record.
AUGGCGUCGCGCGCGCGCGUGGUGAUAGACGCCUACGUCACCCCCGACGCCGAGCGCGUGACGCGGUCGAUCGCGUCGAGCGCGACGUCGACGGCGAGAGAUGAAUGUCUCGCCGCGCGAUGGGUCGCGCGCUCGGGUGGACGGGCGCGCGGGUGCGCGCGCGUGGAGUGCGCGCUUUGGGCGAUGGAGGCGUUGGAGGUGAAGACGGUGACGGUGGAGUGGAUCGGGCGAGAGCGGACGAGGGACGGGGGCGAGCGCGUGGUGGCGCGGUCGAGGGGGGGGGAGGUGGCGGGGGACGGGACGACGACGACGGUGGAACCGGGAUCGACGGCGACGUUCUCGUUUGGAAUCGAUCUCCCGCCCGUGCUCGCGCCGAGUUUUGAGGGUGAAUGGAUGGGGUACUCGUAUGAGAUCACGAUCAGGGCGACGCUGGAGAACGGGGAGGAGCUCGAGGCGAGCGCGCCGCUCACGGUUCGAGCGCAUGGAGAUACCUGGAACGCCGAGUCGGAGGUUGAGGAGGGCGAGAAUGACGUCGCGCGAACGCGAGUGAACCUCGCGGCGCCUUGGAUUCACGUUGAGGAUGUCGUACCACCGGAGUCUCCUCGUUUCGCUGGGUCGUUACCGUCGCCUCGAGCGCUGACGCCGUUUCACGCGUGGGGAGAAGACGUCGGCGAGACCCCGCGGAGCCCGAACGAUGAGUCCGCGGCGCGGUCUCCGUUCGAGCGACAACAUUCCGCGACAGAAUCAAAGUCAAAGGCGUACAUUGUGAGCGCUGGCGACGAACCUUUACUAAAGGUGAUCCUACGUAAGCCGGCGCCCAAGUGCACCAUCGGCGGAGAAAUCGCGGGCGCUCUCGACUUCACGUGCUCAAGACCCGGCGGUGCAAGGGCAUCCGAGGUGAUGAUCGCUCUGGAAUCGAAUGAAAUCUUACACGCGGAGGCGAAAACGGCCCCGGGUGGAAGUCCGCCUAUUUUUAGGAAAACGUGGGUUCGAACGAGUGAGCGCGUGGAACAUCUGGACACCUCGCACUUCGUGAUGAAUCUGCCUUUGAACUCACCGGGCAGCUUUAGAACGGCGAGUGUGGAGUUGAAAUGGCUCCUGAAGUUCGAAAUUACGUCGGUCAGGACGUCGCGUGCGGGAGAAUUCGCGGCAUUUUUUAAGGGUGAGACGGAGAAGAGGGAGUAUGCGAAGGUUGAGUGGAUUUUGCCACUCGAAGUGGGAAGCGACUGGUUGACGUCUGUGUCCGCGGUGGGGAAAGUGGCGGAUACGCAGUUGCGGCGAGAGUCAUCUCUGGUAGCAAUGCCUUAG